Molecule: messenger RNA, 1873 nt
Organism: Gadus morhua (Atlantic cod)
Lineage: Eukaryota; Metazoa; Chordata; Actinopteri; Gadiformes; Gadidae
Exons: 6
Coding region: 474-1766 (430 amino acids)
Source: RefSeq, a predicted model, not a curated record
UGCGUCAGUGACCUUAUCAGUCUUAAAACACACUACGCUGGUUUUGCUUUCUCACAGUGACGUGUUUGAAAUGCUUCUCCAAACCACGCUCAGUGGGAUGUUGUACAGGCGGUUGGGUUCUGCUUGGUCUGCCGUGUCACGACAUGCCCACUGUCUGUCAGUCAGUCAGGCAGGCCUUCUAACUAACUUUCGGGUGAGAGACCUGUGUAGGAGGAUCGCUCGGGCAGGUGAGUCAUGUCGUUCUGCAGGUGACAGGGGGGUAGGUGCCUGCAGGUAUCUACACGCAUAUGAAUGUGUCGCGGGAAGUGACGGGCCGGAGGUGAGACAGAGGUGCGGUGGAGAGACACAGCAACAGUCUUUGUUGCUUCACGCUUUUCCUCCUUACUCCACGGUGUCGCCACAACAACCGGGUGUACCUUGUUUUAGUUGUCUUUUGUUAUGUUUCUUUGCUAGGUUUCAGUUGGACUUUGAAGAUGAAUCUGUACCGCAGCUUUGGGAACCUUAUGGAGUCCUAUGUGAGCGAUGGGAUGCCCUUCUCCUCUUCGGACGGGCAGAUGCCAUCGUGGACCGUUUCCUCGGACACUACAACACCUGCGUCCACGCCGGCGUCCACCCCGGACAUGGGGGUCAACCUGAGGUCCACAUCGGAGGACUCUGGAUUUGAAAUAACGCCAACUUCCUUAGACUCUUCUAUGUCGUCGGCUGGCCACCCAGAACUCGUCCCUGUGUCCGUGGCGAUGGACGGAGGGGAGCGAGGCCUGACCCCGGGCUCCGCUCUGACCCCGGGCUCCGCUCUGACCCCUGCCCUGCGCUCCUCCGCACGCUCCUUGUUCUCCGCCUCCUCGCUCUACCUCCCGGGGUCGGAUGCUGAUCUUGCCCCCGUGACCCGGGACAGAUCCAAGAGCCUGCAGCACAAGGUGGAGCAGGCCCUUCUGAAGCUCAACCCGGGCCGGCGCAAAACCAGGGACGGCUCCAGUCCGGAUCCAAACGCAGCGGUGGCACAGCGACGCGUGCCCAGGAAAGCCAUGUCUCUGCCGAGACGCUCCAGCGCCCUGCACAUCGUGCGGUCGGAGAGCGUCAGCGAGGUGGGCAGACCCGUCCACCUGUCGCUGCGUCAGGCCGGGCGUCAGAGACAGAGACGACCCGCGUCGGUCUACCAUGACAUGAGGCUGGCAGAGACCCCCAUAGAGGAGGUGAACGAGGAGGCCCGGGACGCCCUGGGUCCUGGGCUGAGCUACCUGGAGCAGGUAUGCCAGAGGUGGGAGCAGAUCGCUUGGCUACAGAUCAACAACCGCAAGUUAAACUUGGAAAUGGACGUGCUGAAGGACCACCGGGACACACAGCCGGAGUCUCGCCUGUGCAGCUGUGAAACUGUUCUGGAGAACCAACACAACAUUCACCGCUCACAUCUGGCUGAGUUUGAGCGUGUGUCUGAUGAGUUACGGUGGCAGCGGUCCAACACUGACGAUGAAUCCAGCAGCACGUCGCCAUCGGAGACAGAAAGGCUCACGAGAAAUUUAGGUAGUUUGAAAACACACACUAGAGGGCAGCCUGAGAGUGAAACACAGCCGGCGGGACCAGCAGACGGGGGUCAGAACCACCAGGCAAAGCAGAGAGGAAGGGCGUGGCUGUUCAGAACGGCUCCUUCCAGAAAAGCAGCGAGCGUCGACUCGGACGGCAGUCUUCAAGGCCGUCCGUCCGAGGGCAGGAAGAAGCCGAGCCAUCGCCUCAGCCUGCUUCUCCGUGGCAACAAGAAGACCCUGUGAUCUGAAUGAUUCAUGAUGUUCUCUCCUCUUCCUCCUCCUCCUCCUCCUCUUCCAUCGCCUCCCUCUGCCCCUCCUCCUCCUGCUCCUCUUCCAUUUCUUCCAUUUCC